ACUCCCUCUGUGGUUUUCUCUUCAUAAAAACAUGUUGAGUCUCAGUUUAACUCUGAAAGUGUCCAUCUUCCCAGCCUCUGGGAUGUGAUGUGCAUCCUCGUGAACCAUACAAUAUGAUGGAUCCUGAUGAUAUGAUGAAGCAGCAGCUAUAACAGAAUGUCCUGGUUCUAAUAAUACAGUGGUACACUGUGGAUUUAAGAGGAUCCAUGCAGUUCAGGUGGUACUUCCCUUUUCUCACCUUUUAUAACACCUUGUUUUACAUUCAGAAAUAGCAGAUAAAAGUGACAUAUGAAGAGUUGUCACCCGUUAAAUAUGUACUUCCUGAUUAUGGCACAUUGUCUACCUAUAAAGCAUAUCAUUGGGGCACUUCAGCUUUUUGAUGACAGUAAAUUAGAUUAGAGUAGAGCUGAUUUAAGAAAAGGAAGUGCUGUAACAGGAAGUGCACCUGUCAUCUAGUGGAACAUUUGUGUUCUCAGAAAAAACACCUCUGACCUUUAUUAAAGUGCAUAAACACGCAGGUGACCGGGGAGUCUGCACACACGUGUGCUGUUUCCCCUGUGCACGAAAAUGGAGAAACAAAAAAUAAAAGUUUGCAUUAAUGUAGAAAUGUAUUCUUAGAAAUAUAAAAUGUUAUUUUUGCAGAGCGAAGUUAGUUUUUGCAUUUGGGUCUGUGGGUGUUUGUAGGUUGCUUUGCAGUGGGCUGUAAUAACCACGUACCACGAAUCCCACCUGAAACACAAACACAUUUAUUUUUCUUCCUGUUUUUCACAGAAUUAAAAUGUCAGUGUGGUUUUCAUGCAAAAGCAACAACACAUGUGUUAAAAGGGUGAAAAGAGAAGAAACACACACAACAUUUGAGAUAUUACAUACCGUGCCAUGCUCGUGUGUGUGUGUGUGUGUGUGUGUGUGUGUGUGUGUGUGUGUGUGUGUAAAGGAAAGUAAAUAAUUAACUAGGAGAGGGGAUAAAAACGGUUGCAUCAACACUGAAGUAGCCUGUGUGAGGACCUUGUUGUGUUUUUUAUUUUGUGUUUUUUCCACUGAAAUCAGCGUUUAGAAACAGGUGCACAACACGUGCUGCCUUUAGAAUAUGUCCUUAUCAGUCAAAGGAAAAUAUGACAGGAAACCUCUCUGAAGAAAAGAGGUGAAGAUGACCUCACACCGCCAGCGGAAUCAAACGGAAUGAAAUCAGCACUUUGAAGCAGACCCUGAGCAGCUUCACCAACAGGAUGAGAAGAAGGAGGAAGCAGUGAGUUUCACCCUGAACAAAUCCAUCAGCUUUGGAAACCAACGCCCUUUUCUUUUUAAAUGAAUGACAGCAUAAAUGGAGAGAAACAAGAAAACCCCCCUGCUGUGUCUUCUUCACGCUCUGCUUUACGUCUGCGCUGUCGGAGAAGAGUGUCCGAGCGUCCCAGAUAACACUCUCACAGAUCUCACCUGCUACACUGACUACAAUCGCACAGUCGAGUGUAUGUGGAACAGCACAAUGUCAGACAACGUAUGCAAAAUACACACCAAACGGGAGAAGAGUAAAUUUGGCAAAAGUUCAUGUACACUGGAGCCUGUUGACGGAGGAUCAACGCUAAAGAAGUGCACUCUGACUUACGGAAGGGACCGCAAUUUCAAUUUCUUCAUUGUCCUUUCCCUCAAUCUGAGCUGUAACCAUGGGGAGCAAAGGUUGAGCAUGUUGUACAGGCCAGCUUGUCACAUAAAGCUGAAUCCUCCGCGACUACCGUAUAUCAACUAUACCACCAUUUCCUGGCUCCCCCACGGUACCAAGAAUGAUAAAAUCUCAGGCUACGAGUCCCAACUGCAGUGGAAACAAGAGGAUCAGUCAUGGAGUGAUGCCUCUGUGCAGAAGAACAGAAAGUUCCUGACAUCUAUUUGGGACUGCACAGCAGAGCUGGACCCUGAUUUGCUGAUUCAAGGCGGGAGGUACGAGGCACGCGUUCGAGUGAAGGCGAGUGAAAUGUACACCGCGUCAACCUGGAGUGAGUGGAGCCCCACUGCAUCAUGGGUAUCCCCCAUAGGAAGAACCAAAGCAGCACCAUCAUCAGAUCUUGCUUGGCGUGUUUUUGGCUUUGUUGCCGGUGCGACAGCUUUUGCCGUGUUUCUGGUUGUCAUGCGCUUUAAGACGGACACAACCACCUGGGUUUACAUCGUGAAGAGAAUCAGAGGUCGGCCCCUACCGACCCCAGCAGACUCCUUCCUGAAGAAUGUAAAUUUCCAGAAUUGGUUGAGCCCUCACUUCACCGGUGAAUACUCCCUCUUUAAACCCGAGGAAAUUGUCUCUGUGGAGGUGACCUCCGGUGUGGAUGCUGUGGUGCCCUGCGGACCAGAGGAGGCACUGCUACCAAAGAUGAGAAGUGAAAGCAGCUCCAACUUCUCCAACCCCAGCUACUCCAAGCUGUGUCCUCCUCCUCCUCCUCCUCCUCCUCCUCCUCCUGUGUCCUCGCUCACUGCAGGGAACCUGGCGCCCUGUGUCGCUGAUACACCUUACGGGCCUUUAUGUAGUCAAGUUGAAGGUAGAAAUGUAGAACCAGACAGGGAUGAAGUGAGAUGGAAAGAAGUGGAACUCCGGCAGUUGCUCUCUAAAGCGAGCAACGACAGUGAGGCUGUGCCGGUAAUCUCCGAUUACAAGAAGAUGGAGAAGCUCCCGGUCGAGCGCUUCAGGCUCCAGAGUCUAGAUUCAGGCAUGUGCAGCGGCGAGGAGGUCAGUCAAGAGAGCCUGGAGGCAGACAGCAUCAAUGUGACUGACGAGGGGCCUGAAGGCGAGGAGGAGAGGGUGGGAGGGAGUGGGGAAAAAGUCGAUUUUCACAAGUUCUUUGGAGGCCGUGAAGGCAUUCAGGUUUGUUCUGGUUACGAGCAGGUCCACAAGCUGCAGGCUGACAGUCCCGAGCUCUGCAGCCUGGAUUCAGGCGUCGGCUUCGGGUUCAAGGAGCAGCUGGGUCAGGAGGAGAGCCUGGAGGAGAGCCUGGAGGAGAGCCUAGAGGAGAGCCUGGAGGAGAGCCUGGAGGAGAGCCUGGAGGAGAGCCUGGAGGAGAGCCUGGAGGAGAGCCUGGAGGAGAGCCUGGAGGAGAGCCUGGAGGACGUUGAUCAGUCUUCUGAAUCCACACGCCUCCUGUUUCCUCCUCCCAGCACAGCACCGUGCUCCUUGCCCUCUUUCACACCACUGCCUCUGGACUCCUCUGCUUCAGGUCCAGACCUGCGACCUCUGCGAGGUCUCUUAGUUGAGAGAACUGCUCAAAUAUGGAGCAGCAGGUCAGUAGAGCCCUCUGGUGAUGGAUACAUGCCAGUGACACAGUAACAGAGCAGAACACAAUAAUUAUAUUUAUUUCUGUAUUUACUGUUAUAUUUUCAAAACAAAUGACGACUUGCGCAUUAGCAGGGAUGCAGGUGUUGUUACGUAACGUGAUAUUAAAACUACAGAGUGACGGAUUUGUGCUAUAUUUUUAUACAGGCUCACAAAAACAUUUUUAAUAGCAUAUAUGUGAAUGUGACUGUUGUAUUGCAUAUUAUAAACUUAUUGUGAAGCUA
Molecule: messenger RNA, 3534 nt
Organism: Cottoperca gobio
Lineage: Eukaryota; Metazoa; Chordata; Actinopteri; Perciformes; Bovichtidae
Exons: 11
Coding region: 1322-3304 (660 amino acids)
Biological process (GO): immunoglobulin mediated immune response; cytokine-mediated signaling pathway
Cellular component (GO): membrane; external side of plasma membrane
Molecular function (GO): cytokine receptor activity; protein binding
Source: RefSeq, a predicted model, not a curated record